GCUUUUAUUAACCUUUUGAAAAGAAAAGAAUCUUUUUUGCUUUAAAAGCUGCAAUUCACUAACACUGUGUUUAAAAUUGUUUCAUUUGAUAUGAGGCUUUCUCUGAACUGUUGCUGAACACAAAAACUAUGGUAGCGUCCUUUGUAAGAUGAAAUUAUUUUGUUGUUCAUGGUGUACCUUAUCUACUGAUGAGAAGUAUAUUGUUUCUUCAGCAUGUGAUACCUGAAAGGAAGAAUAGGUAACGGUUUAAUACUUAAACUGAAUUAAGAGCUUUGUGUCUUGUUGGAAAAAAAAAUAGUAUUUGUUUUUAUAACACAAUCUGUUUGUGAUUGCCUAGGAAACCAUUGUACAGACUGUGGAACAGAUAGAAGAAUAUAAAAAACGAGUAGAGAAGUUGGAAGAAUAUACCAAAAAAUGCACCGAGUCACUGACAGAAGAAAAAAAGAAGGAGGAAAUGCUAGUUAAAGAAAUGGAGAAUUCAACAACACGAAUAGCUGAAGUGAACGAAGAAUUGAACAAAAUAGUUGGUGAACUACAGAAUGCCAGAAUUGAUUACCAUGAGGGAAAGCGUCAGCAGAUGAGAGCAGAGAUUGUUGAAAGCCUUAAAAGACUGUAUCCAGAUUCUGUGUUUGGAAGAUUGCUUGACCUGUGCCAUCCUAUUCAUAAGAAAUAUCAGCUUGCUGUUACCAAAGUAUUCAGCAAAUAUGUGACUGCUAUUGUUGUUGCCACGGAAAAAACAGCAAGAGAUUGCAUUCAGUUCCUAAAACAAGAGCGAGCUGAACCUGAAACUUUCCUUGCUUUGGAUUACCUUGAGGUCAAGCCCAUCAAUGAGAGGUUAAGAGAGAUAAAAGGAGCUAAAAUGAUUGUGGAUGUUGUGCAGACUCCAUUUGCUCCAUUGAAAAAAGUGAUUCAGUUUGUGAGUGGGAAUGGCUUGGUCUGUGAAACGGUUAAAGAAGCAAGACAAAUAGCAUUUGAUGGACCAGUGAGAUUGAAGACAGUGUCACUUGAUGGAACAUUAUUUCUGAAAUCUGGAGUGAUUUCUGGAGGAUCUAGUGAUUUGAGAGUUAAAGCUAGAUGCUGGGAUGAUAAAGAAAUAAAUAAAAUGAAAGAAAGAAGAGAUACAUUGAUUACCGAGUUGAAGGACUUAAUGAAGAUAAAACGCAAGGAGACUGAUUUGAAACAGUUGCAAGCUCAAUGCCAUGGAACUCAGACAAGACUUAAAUAUUCACAGAGUGAACUAGAUCUUAUUAAAAAGAAACAUCUUCCUAAUCUCUAUAUGGAAAAGUCAAAGCUGGAAAGUGAACUAGUAAAUACUGAGUCUCAGCAUGAUAUGAUAAAGGAAGGAAUAGUACAAAGAAAAUUAAAACUAGAAGAAUUUCAGAAGCAGAUUAAUGAGGCGGAAGAUGCUGUUUUCCAGGAAUUCUGUGAAGAAAUUGGCAUUGAAAAUAUACGUGUGUAUGAACAAGAACAUGUGAGAAGACAAGAAGAGAUUGAUAAGAGAAGGUUGGAGUUUGAAAAUCAGAAGACACGACUAAGUGUUCAGCUGGAAUAUAAUCGUGAGCAUCUACAGAAACUAACAGAAACUGUCAGCAAGUUAAGAGAUACUAUUAAUAAAGAUGAAUCUGAGAUAACUGGACUACAGAAGGAUGAGGAAAAGCGUCUAAAAAAGGUGAAAGAAAUUGAGGAGGAGGAGCAGCAUCUUAAAGAUAGAUUAAGUGUUCAGAAAUCUGAGAUUAUAAAAACCCAAAGUGAAGCAGAGGAGUUGAGAAAAACGUUUUUAACUCUUAAUAGAGAAGCUGCAAAAUUACAAAAGGAAGCUGCAGCUAUAGAAGCUUCUCUGGAAGAUAAAAGAUUAAGAAGACAUAAUAUGCUUCUAGAAUGCAAGGUGCAGGACUUGAAAAUACGUCUCCUGUCUGGAUCGUUAAAUGACAUCAGUGAAGUAGAGGUAGGAACUGAAACAGAAGACACUCAGAUUACAGGUAUCUAUGAAAGGGAAGAGGCAAUUAAAAUAGACUACAAUAGCCUACCUAAAGAACUGAAGGAUCUAGAGUCUGAUAAAGAGAUAGAGGCUCAUCUGAACCAGAUUCAGCAGGAAAUAAAAUCUAAAGAGAGUAUCUUAAUGAAGACAGCUGUUCCAAACCUGAGAGCAGUAGAGAAAUUACAAAUAGCUCGGACCAAGUUCCAGGAAUCAAUGGAAGCUUUUGAGACCAGCAGAAAGGAGGCCAGAGUAUCCAAGCAAGAAUUUGAAGAGGUGAAAAAAAAGAGAUACGAACUUUUUAGCCAGUGCUUUGAGCAUGCGUCCAUAGUUAUUGAUCAGGUCUACAAGAAACUUUGCAGAAACAAUAGUGCUCAGGCAUUCCUUAGUCCUGAGAAUCCUGAGGAGCCUUACCUGGAAGGCAUAGGCUUCAAUUGUGUGGCACCUGGAAAGCGCUUUAUGCCAAUGGACAGUUUGUCAGGAGGAGAAAAAACUGUGGCCGCUCUGGCUCUUAUAUUUGCUGUACACAGUUUUCGGCCUGCACCAUUUUUCAUUUUAGAUGAGAUAGAUGCUGCCCUGGAUAACACAAACAUUGAUAAAGUAUCAAUUUUCAUUAGGGAACAGGCACAUAAACAGUUUCAAAUGAUAGUUAUUUCUCUAAAGGAAGAGUUUUAUUCCAAAGCAGACGCAUUGAUCGGAGUGUGUCCAGAGCAUGAUGACUAUGUGUUCAGUCGAGUUCUGACUUUGGAUCUUACCCAGUAUCCAGAGGAUGAAGAAGAAACAGUGAAUCACAAACGCAGUUCUUUAGAAUAAAACAGGAAUGGAUUCGGGGUCAGGCAGCAGGUAGAACUGUGUUUACAGCUGACUGUUAAAAAUCUAAGUUAGAAUGUGGCCAUUAGUGGUUAAUAGAUACUUAUUUAUCUUAGAAAAAAAAAA
This is a messenger RNA of Meleagris gallopavo (turkey), 2911 nucleotides long. The record is from RefSeq and is a predicted model, not a curated record. Lineage: Eukaryota; Metazoa; Chordata; Aves; Galliformes; Phasianidae.